Messenger RNA from Rhopilema esculentum, 1392 nucleotides. RefSeq lists its product as uncharacterized. The record is from RefSeq and is a predicted model, not a curated record. NCBI's taxonomy places the organism in Eukaryota, Metazoa, Cnidaria, Scyphozoa, Rhizostomeae, Rhizostomatidae.
UUGGGAGAUUAUUAGGAGUCGCCGCUCACAACAACUUGUUUCAAUCUAAACUGUCUACUUAUGAUCGGCUACCUGCCUUGUCAGGGUCUUGUUGCACAAAAGAAUUGAAGAGCGCUGCUUUCGUACCUGUACACUGAUUAACCAUAUGGCCGCUAUGUCACGAUCUUAUGAUCAAGCUACCUGUAGACCGAACGUGGCAAAAUGAUUAGCCGCAAGGCAUUUUCAAUAGAAUUAUAGGAGAAGGACAAGUGCCAAGAAUAAAGAGAGGUGAAGCUGCUUUAUCAACAUGGAGUACAAUACAGCACUGUGUCUGCUUUCUUUAAUACUCUGCGCAAACUGUUUGCCUUUGGAAAAACGAGACGAAGUUUCUCACUGCACAAAUGUAUACAAUGAGUGCCCUGAGUGGAAAAACGCGGGAUUCUGCGAACAGAACCAAGACUAUAUGCAAGCGACAUGCCCACUAACUUGUGGAUUCUGCAAAGCUUCAGUAGAGGCUCAAGAAGAUGAAGAUCAAACCUCUGGUGAAGCAACUGAAGAAGGUUCCAGUAGUGGCUUUGAAGAAUCUUCUGGAGUAAAGAAAACAGAGAAAGGUGAAAACGACAAGGAUUCAGAAGAAAAGACCAAAAAUGAAGAAAAAGAUAAGAACAAAGACCAGAAGGAUACCAACAAAGCAGCAGAAGAGGAGCGUACUGAAAAUGCUGAGAAAUAUGAAGAUGAAGAAAAGCAGAACGACAAAGGUGUGAAACCAGUCCAACAAAGAAGUCAUGAGAAGAAAAACCUUAUGGAAACAAUGCUUGAAAAUGGUGAUCUGAAGGCUGUAUCUGUUUCGAAGGCAAAAACUAGGGGGAAAGUGCCGGUCCAUCAAAACAAGGAAGAAGAAGGCGGUGAUGACGAGGAAGAUGACGUCACGGAUGUUGAUCUUGAUUUUAAAGAGACUGGACUGGAACACUUUUCAGGAUCUGGCUCAGAAGAUGACAAAAUGCACUUGACUCUAAGACAGAAUUUUGACAAGAAAUACGAAGACAAAGGUGCACCUGCUUUCAAGAUUCUAUCAGGGAAUUUUGAAAAAGAUAUUGGUGAAGCUUUAGGAGAUGAUUCUGCUGUUACCGAUGUCAGCUUCUCAGAGGCUGAAGUCGAGGGAAAUCCACGAACAACUGGCAAAGUGAGAGUGAAUUUCAACUUUAAUGGCGACUACAAAAAGCUGCAGAAACUAGUAAGCUCAGGGAGCAUAAACGGACUUUUGGUUGUAAAGAAUUCACUUGAAGGACCAAUGCUCAACCUCGAAGAAAGCGAAUAAGUAACCCAAAGCAAAUCAUAAUUAAAAGUUUUCUCAUUUCGAAAUGCUUUUCGUGUGGUUUAGUUGCUGGUUGUAGAUGGUUAUUCUUUUGCAAA